Penicillium macrosclerotiorum is the source of this 1779-nucleotide messenger RNA. Its product is annotated as Sec1 family protein. Gene Ontology annotation, cellular component: Golgi membrane. Lineage: Eukaryota; Fungi; Ascomycota; Eurotiomycetes; Eurotiales; Aspergillaceae. The transcript is spliced from 3 exons. The record is from RefSeq and is a predicted model, not a curated record. Gene Ontology annotation, biological process: vesicle-mediated transport; intracellular protein transport. Bases 1 to 1779 code for a protein of 592 amino acids.
AUGGAUGUCGUCGCGGCCGUCUCGGGCUACAUCUCCAAGAUGGUGACGGCCGGCGAGUCGGCCUCGGGGUCUUCAUCCACCAAGAUGAAGAUCUUGCUCCUCGAUAGUGAGACAGUACCGAUCGUCUCCACUGCCAUCACCCAAUCUGCCCUCCUGAACCAUGAAGUUUACCUUAUUGACCGUCUCGACAAUGCCGCGCGCGAGAAGAUGCGCCAUCUGCGCUGCCUGUGCUUCGUGCGACCAUCCCCGACCUCCAUCCAGCUUCUUAUCGACGAGCUCCGAGAACCCAAGUACGGCGAAUAUUAUAUCUAUUUGAGCAACAUCAUCCGCAAAUCAUCCCUCGAGCGGUUGGCCGAGGCAGACAGCCACGAAGUCGUCCAUUGCGUGCAGGAGCAAUUUGCCGACUUCCUUGUGAUCAACCCAGAUCUGUGUACGCUGAAUCUGGGCUUUCCACUCUCGCGGCUAUGGGCUCAGUCCCCCGACUUGUGGAAUCCCGAUUCGCUGCAGCGAGCUACUGAGGGCGUCUUGGCUUUAUUACUUUCGUUGAAGAAGAAUCCAUUGAUCCGAUACGAGAAGAAUAGUCUUUUGGCCCGGAAACUUGCGACUGAGGUUCGAUACCACCUGACACAGGAGGAGCAGCUGUUUAAUUUCCGCCGGACGGACACGCCGCCUAUCCUCCUUAUCCUGGACCGCCGCGACGACCCUAUCACUCCGCUACUCACACAAUGGACAUAUCAAGCUAUGGUGCAUGAAAUGCUUGGGAUCAAUAAUGGACGCGUGGACUUGCACGAUGUGCCGGAGAUCCGCCCGGAACUUCGAGAGAUUGUUCUUGCUCAAGAUCAAGACCCAUUCUUCAAAAAAAACAUGUAUCAAAACUUUGGCGACCUGGGCCAGAACAUUAAAGAAUAUGUCGAACAGUAUCAGAACAAGACUCAAAGCAACAUGAACAUUGAGUCGAUCGCCGAUAUGAAGCGAUUUGUGGAGGAUUACCCAGAAUUCCGCAAGUUAUCAGGAAAUGUGAGCAAACAUGUCACCCUGGUAGGUGAAUUGAGUCGACGUGUUGGCGAGGACAAUCUUCUCGAUGUAAGCGAGCUGGAGCAAAGCCUGGCAUGUAAUGAUAAUCAUUCCAAUGAUCUUAAGUCGCUGCAACGGAUCAUCCCGAUGCAAAAUGUCCCCGCAGAGAACAAGAUCCGCGUCGUGGCUCUUUACGCGAUUCGCUACGAGAAACACCCAAACAAUGCCUUGCCAGUGCUGCUGGAUCUACUCACCACCGCUGGCAACGUUCCCUCCAAUAAGGUGAACAUAAUCCCUAAGAUUCUCGCUUACCACCAUUCCUUGCAAGCUCCGCCAGUUGCUGGUGGGUUCACCGAUUUAUUCGAGUCCACCUCAUUUUUCUCCGGCGCGCGAGACCGAUUUAAGGGACUCAAGGGCGUCGAGAACGUCUAUACCCAACACUCGCCCCGUCUCGAGGUGACCCUACAGAACUUGAUCAAGGGCCGCCUGAAGGAACUGCAAUAUCCGUUCCUGGAAGGUAGUGGGCAUACUCGCGAUAAGCCGCAGGAUAUCAUCGUUUUCAUGGUUGGGGGUACCACCUAUGAAGAGGCGAAGAUGGUUGCGCAGGUUAAUGCUAGCUCCCCCGGAAUAAGAGUUGUCCUGGGCGGCACCACUCUUCACAAUAGUACAACAUUCCUGGAAGAAGUUGAUGAUGCCGUCAGCAGCUGGCCAGAGCCUGGACCUUCGACAGCUGCUGGACGGCUACGACGCGAGGUUGGUCGGUAA